Owenia fusiformis is the source of this 1166-nucleotide messenger RNA. NCBI's taxonomy places the organism in Eukaryota, Metazoa, Annelida, Polychaeta, Sabellida, Oweniidae. The record is from the annotation of a GenBank genome assembly.
ACUCAGGACACAUUACAAGUGUGUAUACAAAGGUCAUAUCAAAUUAAACUCUGCACUUAAAGAUUGCUCGUCCAUAAAUAGUACUGCAAACAGACAGACACAUGGUAAAUGUAUGUUAUAAAUACAGACAAAGUACUGACAUUAUUGUAGUUAUGUAGUAUGAAGUGAAAUAAAUGCAUGUGUAAGGCCUUUAUUGCAAGUUAUUGAACACACAUGUCAGCUCAGUGGAGUGAAUUACAAACAAGUGCAGGAUAGGAUAUAUAGUGUCUGAUUUGCAGUUGCACCUAUACUAGAACAACUCAAAAAUACCAGUUAACAAGAACAACUAAACUCACUUUUAGCACACCAGUAUAAAUACUGUUUUAACUGUAUAUUAAAACUGUUUCAAUGCACAGAUAUGAUGAUGACUUGAUGAAACUUCUAUAAUCAGAUGUAUAUACCUACUAAGAAUUACUUUUGUAUACCAGCUACGCUGUACUGCAUUAUGAAGUGUCUUAAUGUAUAGGGAAAUGACAGCACAUAUUGAGGAUAUGGUUAUUACCACAGUUAUCUACCCACAACAAAAUACCUGUUUUACAUAGUUCACUGGAUAAUACUAAACCUCAUUAUGAAUCACAUAGACAGUGAACUGUUUGUAAUAGUACAGAGAUGUGAUGACAUGAUCAGAAAACCUCCACCUUCAAAUGUUAUUCCUACAAGAUAUGAAAACCAUUUUAAUGUAUCAGAAAACCAUGUGGAAACAUCUCCCAACCAGACACAAUCUAAAGAACAAUCACCAUUUCUUAACUUAAAACAUUUUAAAACAUCACCACGAGUUUUGUUAAAUCGCUGUGAUUUAAAGACUUUAAAAUCAGCCCAUGUGUUGUUACGACGAUGUGAUGUGGAAUGUUCAAAAGUAUCUCAGAAGAAUAAUACAAAACUUAGACUAAAAUCACCGUAUAUUAAGUUGAAGCGAUGUAUUGUUAACAAUAGACGAGUAUGUGUACGUUACCACAAUCCAUAUGUACUACUCACAAGAUGUGACAGACGGUUGAAGGACGACAAACUAUACAAUGUGCCAUACAUAAAGCUUAGUAGAUGUGACGGGUGUCACUAUACAAAAAAAAUACAGGGCCCUUUAAAACCAAAACUUCAAAUAUAUUUAACCAGAUGUGACAAUAUCAUAG